UAUAACAUAUGGAAAUUAUCCAAACUGCAACUUAUCCAUUGGGAACAAUAUCUCUGGAAAGGGUUUGAUAACUGGUUUGAUUCCUGGAAUAGUCUAUCAAAUCUUCAUUAAUUGUUCCAACUGCUCCACGAAUAUCAAAACAAUUCCCAACCCUCCUGGUCCCAUCAUGGUGGCAUCUCAGACUGUGGAGUCCAUCAACUUUACCUGGCCCUUUCCAGAGGACAUGGACUAUAAUCAGUACAACUUCACUGUGUCCAGCUUUAGGGGCUUGUUUUCAACUAAAAACAACUGGUUCCUGCUGGCCAAUCUUCAGUCUGGAAGCUACUACAACAUAUCUGUUGUUACAGUAGGCGUGUGGAACUAUGAGAGCACAGAAGUGAUAGCAGAAAACUAUACCAGACUGUAUCCUGUAACCAUGCUGACACAGGCAGGAAUCACCACAAAUGCAGUGACCUUGAUGUGGGAGCAGCAGGAGAGCAAAUCUUACUAUUCAUAUGUGGUGCAGGUCUCCAACAGCUCCUUUAGCUCAUCUAAAGCAGUCUUGAACACCUCAAUCACGAUCACUGGACUUCUCUCUGGUAGCAACUACAGCUUCACUGUCACAGCCCAGACAGCAGAUGGCACUCAGGCAGCUCCUGUGUACUCCAUAUAGUACUAGCUGGUCCAAGGUGGAAACCCUAAACACAACUGCUAUACAUCUGGUUUGGAUGAAACCGCUGGAUUACAAGAAUGGAUACACAUAUAGGGUUACGACUACAGGCUGUGGCUCCAAAAACAUAACCGUCGCAGGAGAAGACACACUGAUCUCAGAGCUCACCCCUGGGACCAACUGCACCUUCUGUGUUUAUGUCAGGGCAGUGGAUGGCACCGAAGGGCAGGCAAACUGCACCUCUCAGUACACUCUCCCUAACCUUCCCGGGCCAAUUGAGAUCCUGACGAAGACAACCAGCUCCAUCACCAUCAGGUGGAGGGACGCUCCUCUCAUGACUGGUGCAUCAUUCUUCUACCAGCUGACUUACACAACCCAACGGGGAAGGGAAAACAUGUCCUCCACCACCAAUUAUACCUUUUCCCCACUGCCUUCUGGGACUUCUUACAACAUCUCUGUGGCAACAGUGGGUGUCUUGGGUUUUCAGAGUGGGAAGGUUCAGAUCCCCAUGGUCACCACAAGACCGUUCAGUGUGCGGUCUGUUAAUGCUACUACAGAAGAGAAGAACAUCAUAGUCACGUGGAAAGAACCUGACGAAUACAAGGAAAGCUAUCAUUUACAAUCAGGCAAAGCUCAGAUGGGUCCAUUAAUAGUAACAUAACUAAUAUAACCGAGUAUAAUAUCAGGGACCUGGUACCUGGCAGUCCCUAUAUCAUUAAUGUCAUCACACAGACCUCUGAUGGAACACAGAGUGCUCCAAAUUUGACUAGCUGCUGUACAGAUGCAAGCCCCGAGGAAACCGUUCAAUGUACUGGUCUGAACACAACAAACGCAGAACUCAUCCUGGAACAGGCCCUGCAAUAAAGGAUGGCAAGAUCAUCAACACAUCAUCAUCAUCCUGUUGUAAUCAGACUUUUUCAAACCUCCGUCACCAUACUGAGUACAAUCUGACUGUGGAGACUCAGAGCUGUGGAAGCUCCAGCACCCCUUUGUCUUAUCUCUGCAGUACAGGCAUCACAAUUCCACCCAUUCCAGAUAACUUUGAGUCAUUGGUGAGAGUGAGUGAAAAGGUAUACAACAGGUUCUCUCUUAAGAUUGACUCCAGCCUGCUGAACAACACUAGUGGGCCAAUCACACAUGUUGGGGUGCUGAUGACAAGUAAUCUCUCUGAUGACACUUCUGAUUUUACAAAGUACUUGGGGAACACUUAUGAUGAGUGGAAGGCAGGGAGUACUCCAAGAUACCUGGCAACAGUCAAAAAGACCAUCCAAACACGCAGUGAAGAAAAUCCUCUGAGCAUACAAGUAGGAGAUGGAUCUCAUUGGGAGGGCUACAUUAAUGGUGCUCUGGACGCCAGUCGAAAAUACCAAUAUGCUAUUGUGUUGUUCACCAGUCUGACUGUGCAAAACACGCUUGUGAAUGGUUCAUUGUCAUUGGUCUCAGUAACAAACUUCUAUCCUGUUAUUGAACUCCCAAUGAACCCAGCAAUUGGCAUUGCUAUUGGAGCAACACUGGGAUUUGUUUGCGUUCUCAUCGUCCUGAUCGGCUUCAUUAUCUAUUGGAAAAGGUUUUCCACGAAAGAAACAACAGACAUCCAGAUUCAAUCCAUGAGAGCUAAAGUAAGUGUGGCUGUGAGGGUGGAGGACUACGAGGCGUACUACAAGAAGCAGAAAGCUGACUCCAACUGCGGCUUUGCUGAAGAGUUUGAGGACCUGAAGCCUGUUGGUACAGUUCAGUCGAAAGCAAGUGCUCUGACUGUGGAGAACAAGCCAAAGAACCGCUACAACAACGUGCUUCCCUAUGACUCUUCGAGAGUGAAACUCUCUAUUAUCCAUGGAAGUCCAUAUGAUGACUACAUCAAUGCUAACUACAUGCCGGGUUACAACUCCAAGAAGGAGUUUAUUGCAGCUCAGGGUCCAUUGCCCACCACAGUCAACGAGUUCUGGAGGAUGAUCUGGGAGAAGAAUGUACGCACUGUGGUCAUGCUGACACGCUGCAAUGAACAGGGACGAGUAAAAUGUGAGCAAUACUGGGCUUCUGGGACCAAGCACUUUGACAACAUCACUGUGACAACAACUUCUGAAAUACCACUUGAUGACUGGACCAUCAGGGACUUUAGUGUUAAAAAUGUGAAAACAGCAGAGACUCGUUCAGUGCGUCACUUCCACUUCACAGCCUGGCCAGAUCACGGGGUCCCAGAAACCACUGAGCUCCUCAUCAGCUUUAGACAUUUGGUCAGAGAGCACAUGGACCAAUACUCCAGACACUCUCCCACUGUGGUCCACUGCAGUGCUGGAGUUGGACGUACAGGUACCUUUAUAGCCAUUGACCGUUUGAUCUUCCAGAUUGAAAGGGAAAAUAUUGUGGAUGUGUUUGGCAUCGUCCAUGAUCUGCGCAUGCACCGGCCCCUUAUGGUGCAGACAGAGGACCAGUAUGUGUUCUUGAACCAGUGUUCCAUGGACAUCAUCAGAUCAAGAACUGGAACCAAUGUGGAUCUAAUAUACCAAAACACAGCUGCACUAUCUAUUUAUGAGAAUGUAGCACCAAAAAAAGGUUUCCCCAAAAACGGGUACCACAAUGCGUAGGCACCUGGAACCACUCAGGUCUUCUACUUCUCUCUUUAUUCAUAGCAAAUAACUGAGCAGACAUUUGUAAAAGGAACACCUUUAAUAGACUCUGCUGUAUUUAUUUUUAUACCUGUCACACCUUUGUUGUUGCUUUCUGGAUUUAAACCCCUAUUUUGUGAUAUUUAUUGUUAAAUGUUAAAUAUUUGAUAAUGGAGGUUACAGUGGACAUAAUCACUGACCAAAAAUAUUUGGAUUCUAUGUAACCUUUGGUCAAACAUAAAAUUGGAUUCUCUCUUAUUAUUGCAGAUUUUUGGAUUGCUCCGUUGUUUUAAUUUUGUAUUAAUUUUCUGCUUGUUUACUACUGUAUAUGAAUUACGGAUUACAUUUUUUACUCAGGUAAUAUGUUGUAAGGUAUAUUGGUAUGAUUACAGACUCUUGAAAGUGAAAGAAAAAGAAAAUGCUGGAAUGAAUAGGGUGCCUUUUUUAAAACCUUUGCUUUAUCACCAAUGGAUGGCCUUCAUUCAUUUUUGUUUUAAACUGAAAGCGACAAACAGGGAAAUGUUAUGAUAUUCCUUUGCUAAAGGCACCUUAAGAUGACAUGUCUCUAUAUAUCAUAUUUUAUUGAAGUUUGUUAGAUGCUCCAGCCAAUUCUUUUUGCAACUCUUAAGCCAAUUUGAACUGUGUAUUCACUUUUAAUGAAGGUGUUUUGUUGUUUGUUGUCAA
Micropterus dolomieu (smallmouth bass) is the source of this 3939-nucleotide messenger RNA. Its product is annotated as receptor-type tyrosine-protein phosphatase eta-like. Gene Ontology annotation, biological process: protein dephosphorylation; negative regulation of MAP kinase activity. The coding region runs from base 1456 to 3234 and encodes 592 amino acids. The transcript is spliced from 20 exons. Lineage: Eukaryota; Metazoa; Chordata; Actinopteri; Centrarchiformes; Centrarchidae. The record is from RefSeq and is a predicted model, not a curated record. Gene Ontology annotation, molecular function: protein tyrosine phosphatase activity.